AUGCCACAUCCAGUUAAUCUGGAGACUGCGCGAACGGUCGAAGGCAUCGUCCGCGAAGCUGGUGCCAUUCCCGCAACGAUUGGAAUAAUUGGCGGUCGAGUCAAGAUUGGUCUCAAAGCAAGGGAACUCGAGUAUUUGGCCGAUGCAAAGGCUGCCAUCAAGAUAUCCCGUCGUGACAUCGGUCCCGCAAUUGCCACGGGGAAAGAUGGAGGAACAACAUGCAGUGCUACACUUAUAUUCGCCGCUUUAGCAGGCAUCAAGGUCUUCGCUACUGGAGGGCUAGGAGGGGUCCACCGCGGUGGGGAGACCUCAAUGGAUAUCUCCGCGGAUCUGCAAGAACUUACUCGCUGCCCCGUUGGACUUGUCUCCGCUGGAGUCAAGUCAAUACUUGAUAUUGGACGAACUUUGGAGUACUUGGAAACACUAGGAGUUCCCGUGCUUUCGUAUGCCAAGACAGACGACUUCCCGGCAUUCUACAGCAGACGUAGCGGGUUUAAGAGCCCAUGGAAGGUGGACGACCCGGCCACUGCAGCCCGAAUCCUAUAUACGCAACGGCAACUCGGUAUGGCCAAUGGGGUUGUCUAUGGCGUCCCGAUACCGGAAGAAUAUGAGGCGAUCGGACAACAGCUUCAAAGUGCUGUCGAGCAGGCCUUGAAGGAGGCUGAACAAACUGGUGUGAACAAACGCGGAAAGGAAGUAACUCCAUGGCUUCUGAAACGCGUCGGAGAAUUGACUAAAGGAAAAUCUUUGGCCAAUAACAUAGCUCUCAUCAAGAAUACAGCACUCAUAGGUAGUCAAAUUGCUAUAGCAUAUGCAGACAUGACACGCAAAGACCGAGAAGAUAGCCGUCAUCUUGUCUCGCCUGCAUGGACAAAGAACGCAGCUUCUGUCAGGGGGGAGGUUGCCCAGCCCGUGGAAGACGUACCUCUGGCUCGGGCCAAGCUGAUCGUCGUUGGCUCUACCGCCGUCGAUGUAACUGCAAAAGCUAACCCUACCAGUGAUGGUUCGACCGCUUUGCACACGACUACCCCAGGGACGGUGGCGGUCACUCUAGGUGGAGUGGGGCGCAACGUCGCAGAAGCGGCUCACCGUAUAUUGGCAUCGCAGUCUGAGGAAUUAUCGUCAGCUACCGCCCUCAUUUCUCCCAUCGGCAAUGAUUCGUUUGGCCGUUUACUUGUCGAUGAGUUUCAUAAAUCGGGAAUGCGGACGGAUGGACUUCUGCAGGUAGACGACGCGCGGUCAGCUGUGUGCAAUAUGGUGGUAGACACCGAUGGGUCCCUUGUUGGUGGAGUAGCUGACAUGGACAUCAUCAACUCUCUAGAUACACAGAAGGUGAUACAGACACUUGAAGAGCAUCGCCCGUCUCUGGUUGCGGUGGAUGGUAACCUGACUUCCGAAGCUCUCAAGUCCUUGAUUGAUUAUUGCCAUCAACAGCAAAUGCCAGUGUUCUUUGAACCCACGUCCGUCCCAAAAUCUACUGCUGUUUUCCCUGCCAUUGCUGGUCUUUUGGAUCGUACAAACCGGCCUCCAAUAACGUUCGCCGCACCGAAUCUGCAUGAACUGAAGCACAUGUACCAGGAGGCGAGUAGUGGGACGUGGGAACUGACCGCUCAUAAGCAAUGGUGGACCGCCAUUGACGACAUGGCACUAGGGUCAGAGUUCCCAAGGGUACCCUAUCAUUCCUCGUCGCCAAUGGGAUCGCGCAAAUGGCCAUUCAGCUUCUCCCGUUCAUUCACCAUCUAG
Sparassis crispa is the source of this 1743-nucleotide messenger RNA. RefSeq names its product Pseudouridine-metabolizing bifunctional protein. The transcript has 17 exons. The record is from RefSeq and is a predicted model, not a curated record. The coding region runs from base 1 to 1743 and encodes 580 amino acids. Gene Ontology annotation, molecular function: pseudouridylate synthase activity. NCBI's taxonomy places the organism in Eukaryota, Fungi, Basidiomycota, Agaricomycetes, Polyporales, Sparassidaceae.